AUGGAGCUCGUGGAAUGGAAGAAGAUCUCCUGGAAGAAGUGCGCCCUCCUGCUCUUCAUCCUCAGCACCUGUGUCCUCGCCUCCCUUCAUCGGCUUGGGACGUUUGAGUCAGACCCUUUUCGAUACAUAGACUAUACCGGGGACGGCAGCACCCUGCUGAAGCGUGAGCAUAAGCUGACCAUCCUCCUAUGGACUUGGCCCUUUGGGCAACACUUUAACUUCAAGAACUGCUCGGAGCUCUAUGGGUCCCCAGAUUGCCACUUCACGGUCAACCGCAGCUGGCUGCCGAAGGCCGACGCUGUGAUUGUGCAUCACAGGGAUGUGUGCUGGGACACGAAGAGGCUGGUCCAGCUUCCCAGAGUCCCAUCCCAGCGCUGGAUUUGGUUCAACCUGGAGUCACCAACUCACUCGCCAAACUUACGCGACAUGAACAAUUUCUUCAACUUGACCAUGUCUUACCGGAAAGACUCCGAUAUCUUCACCCCUUAUGGUGAGCUGCAGCUCCUGGACCAGCCCCAGCCCUUCAGCAUCCCAACCAAGACCAAGCUGGUGGCCUGGGUAGUCAGCAACUGGCAACAGAGCUCCCAGCGGGUGAAGUACUACUUGGAGCUGCAGAAAUACAUCCCUGUGGACAUCUACGGGAAGUACCACUUGCCCCUGGCCUGGGACAAGCUCCUUCCCACCAUAUCCCAGUACAGCUUCUACCUGGCUUUCGAGAACUCACAGCACAAAGACUACAUCACCGAGAAGGUCUGGAAGAACGCCUUGUCCUCCGGCACUGUCCCUGUCAUGCUGGGACCUCCUCGUAAAAACUACGAGCGCUUCUUGCCCCCUGACUCCUUCAUCCACGUCGAUGACUUCAGCAGCCCCAAGGACCUGGCACAGUACCUGUGGGAGCUGAGCAAGGACACCGAGAGGGACCAGCGCUACUUCCAGUGGCGCCGGUGGCUGAAACCUGUGAUUAGCACUGACUGGGCCGCGUGUGUCUGCAGAGCUUGUCACUUCUUGCAGACAACAGAGGCCCAGUACCGGGUUGUGCCCGACCUGUCUGAGUGGUUCGUGUAA
Messenger RNA from Apaloderma vittatum (bar-tailed trogon), 1065 nucleotides. Its product is annotated as alpha-(1,3)-fucosyltransferase 6-like. The transcript has a single exon. Gene Ontology annotation, molecular function: alpha-(1->3)-fucosyltransferase activity. NCBI's taxonomy places the organism in Eukaryota, Metazoa, Chordata, Aves, Trogoniformes, Trogonidae. Bases 1 to 1065 code for a protein of 354 amino acids. Gene Ontology annotation, cellular component: membrane. The record is from RefSeq and is a predicted model, not a curated record.